Messenger RNA from Uranotaenia lowii, 5969 nucleotides. Its product is annotated as fatty acid synthase-like. Gene Ontology annotation, biological process: fatty acid biosynthetic process. The record is from RefSeq and is a predicted model, not a curated record. Gene Ontology annotation, molecular function: phosphopantetheine binding; oxidoreductase activity; fatty acid synthase activity. NCBI's taxonomy places the organism in Eukaryota, Metazoa, Arthropoda, Insecta, Diptera, Culicidae. The transcript has 4 exons. The annotation marks the transcript as partial.
AUCACGUAUCCAUCAGGACAAAUUCAGCAACAACUGCUGUCCGAGUUCUACAAAGAAGUGGACAUAUCACCUAAUACUGUGAACUAUAUCGAAGCCCAUAGCACCGGUACUAUUGCUGGAGAUCCCGAAGAGUGUGAUGCCAUUGAAAAGAUAUUCUGUAAGAAUCGUGUCGAACCCAUGCUAAUCGGGUCUGUGAAAUCCAACAUUGGGCAUACGGAAGCUUCUGCUGGGGUCUGUUCAAUCAUCAAGUGUAUCAUAGCCAGUGAAAACUAUACCAUUCCACCAAACAUUCACUUCGUGAGCAAUCGUACGGAUGUGCCGGCGUUGAUAAACAACAAGCUGAAAGUUGUUUCCGAAAGUACCCCACUGGAAGGAUCUCUCCUAGCUAUAAAUUCGUUCGGUUUUGGUGGUGCCAAUGCUCAUGCCCUAUUACAUGCCAACUCAAAGAAUGACAACGCUUCUGAUCAACCAGCAAACGAUCUUCCUAGAUUGGUCAUCUGGUCAGGUAGAACGCCGGAAGCGGUUGACUGUCUGUUGGAUUACCUUACACAACAAGAGCUCGACGAAGAAUUCCUUGGUCUACUGAACAACAUUCAGAAGCAAGUGAUCCCGAAGUUCAAUUUUAGAGGUUUUCGAGUGUUUACCCUUGCUGAUCGUGUAUUCUACGAAUCACCUAUUGUAAAAGUGUCGAAGGCUACGGGACCACUGGUUGUGCUUCUAGGUGAUGUCGACCAUCUUUGGGCUAUCAAGCUAGAAGCCUUCAGCAAAUUUCCAGUGUUUAAACACCACUUGAACAGAUGCUUGGCAAUACUGGAAUCAAUGGAUAUAUCUCUUCCCAAUUUGACCGAUCCUACCAUCGGAAGUGUGAUCCUUCAGCUUGGACUGCUGGAGCUACUCAAGGCCACCGACAUCCAAAUAGAUCAUUAUACAGCAAACUCCAUCGGACAAUACGUGUGUGCUCACAUGGAUGGUCUCAUCACUGUUGAGCAAACCUUAAAACUAGCAAUUUAUCACGAUCAAAGUCCAAUGUACCAAAUCUCCAAAUCAAAGGAAAAACUACGGGCAGAACUUAAUAAAGUGAUCCCACAGAAACUGAAUGGUAGCAGUAAAUGGUUGUACUCACAGAACCUAGAUCUCUUCCGGUCAUACCAGCAGCAGGAUUUGGCGCACAUUUCCAGUGCAAAAACCAACUUCUCUCGGAUACCGAGCGAAGCUGUGAUCGUCGACCUCAAGCAGCUGCAGAAGUAUGACAUCAAUGCGAACAAAAUUCGUCAAACCGAUGAAGAAGUAUCCUACCACUUUCUACACAUUUUGGGCGAGAUCUUCCUAAGUGGUCGGCAGCUGAACUUGACAAACCUCUACGAACCAGUCGAAUUUCCCGUGUCCCGUGGAACAGCUUCCAUAUCCUCCUUAAUCCGUUGGGAUCAUUCGGCCAGUUGGUUCGUGAUGAAGUUCCACGCCCAACGGAAAACCGACAGCGGGGUCCAGGAGUACUCGAUCUCGCUGACCGAUCAGGACAACAGUUACCUGGCGGGCCACUGUAUCGAUGGCCGGAUUCUGUUCCCCGCCACCGGCUAUCUGCAGCUGGUCUGGGAAUAUGUGGCCAUGCGCAAGGGCGUCAUAUCGCAGGAGAUGCCCAUCCAGUUCCACGAUGUGCAGUUCCAUCGGGCUACCACCCUGAGUGCAAACGAAACGGUUGAGUUUACGCUGGUGAUGCAGGAAGGUAGCGGACAAUUUGAGAUUUUAGAAGGCACAACAACUAUUGUAACAGGUCGAGCGAGCGCACUGGUGGACCCCAAGUUUUUAUCGAUGGAUCCACCGUCUUCGGAAAAUACGGUUCUGGAGAAAGAAGAUUUCUACAAAGAGCUUCGACUCAGAGGGUAUCACUAUGGGGGGAUCUUCAAGUCCGUUUCGAAAGCUCGAUCGGAUGGGUCGUUUGCCAAGAUAACAUGGGCAAAUAACUGGGUUGGCUUCCUGGAUUCGAUGCUUCAGGUGCAGAUAAUCUCAAACGAUAGCCGCCUUCUGAUGAUACCGACAGGAAUAGAAAGUCUACAAAUUGAUCCAAUCACCCAUUUGAGGGUUAAACUUAGCGACAACGAUGGAAAAGAUUUCUACAACCUCACUCACUGCCCCCAUUUGAACGUUCUUCAGUCGGGUGGUAUCCAGAUUAGUGGAUUACAGGCGAGUACAAUUUCCAGGAGAGCACCCUUGGGUCAUCCGGUAUUGGAGUCGUACGCAUUUGUUCCCUACAAUUGUAAAAGUCUGCUUCCUGUACCGGAAAUUAUACGCUACAGUGUUCAGAUAAUGCUGGAAAAUACCCCAACGACAAUUUUGAAUGUUUGUGAAUACCAACCGUUUUUCAGCCCUCCCAUAGUACAGCUAUUCGAACAAGCCAUAUCGGAACUUCCCCUUGUUCAAGGUAAUCUGGUCUUGCUUAGUUCGGAUAAACAUGUUCUUCCAGCGAGCGUGCGUAUAGCUCAGGAGACACUUUCGAGUCAGGAAAAUGCUUUCUGUAUUAUCUAUUAUGAAGAUGCUUACAACGAUUCAUUCUAUUGCGAAGCAGCGGAUGCCCUCGCGGAUGAAGGUUACUUGAUUGUGCGAAAGUCUUCUGAUCUUCAGUUAGACUCUUUCGUUGUUCCUAAAGCUUAUAUCAUCAUUUCUAUAUUCCGAUCAACUGUUGAAUCGUUUAUAUUGUUGAAAAAAUUCUAUCCUAAAGAUACCUCACAAAUGCGAAUCGUAGAAAUCGCUUCUAGUGAUCAAGAACAUACUUGGCUCAACAAACUGAAGCAAACGUCUUCAAAUGAAUCCGUGAUCGUGUAUUCCCAAAAUGAGCCCCACACUGGAAUUCUAGGACUUGUCAACUGUCUUCGAAAGGAACCGGCCACCCAGAAUGUUAAAUGCUUCAUAAUAGAUGAUCCUAAAGGUCCAAUAUUCUCGCAGAAAACCCCUUUCUACCAAAGACAAAUUCAACAGGACAUGGCAGUCAACAUCUACCGAAAUGGACAGUGGGGCAGCUACCGGCAUCGAUUGCUAACACAAGACCGAACCCCGCUUCCGAUCAGCAAUCAUUGUUUUGCCAAUUGCACCAAACAGGGAGAUCUGUCUUCGUUCACCUGGUUCGAAGGACCACUCAGCGUCGAACAACGCUGUGAAGGUCUGGUCGAUGUCGUUUUCAGCUCUCUGAACUUCAAAGACGUUAUGUUGGCCACCGGGAAGCUAUCAAUAGAUUCUCUUUCCCUAAAUCGGCUCGAACUGGAAUGUGUGCUCGGUUUUGAAUUCUCCGGUAUAUCAGCCGUUGAUGGUCGCCGCGUCAUGGGUCUGUUGCCAUCGGGCACCUUGGCUAGUCAGGUCGUCAGCGAACCGUACAUGACCUUCGAUGUGCCUCCGAGCUGGAGUCUCGCCGAGGCGGCUUCUGUCCCAUGUGUCUACGGAACUGUCUACACCGCGUUUUUCGUAAGCUGCUCAAUACAAGCCGGCAAGUCCAUACUUAUUCACGCUGGAAGCGGAGGAGUCGGUAUCGCAGCCAUCGAAACAUGUCUUGCUUACAACUUGGAGGUCUUCACCACCGUUAGCUCCAAAGAAAAACGGAACUUCCUACUCAAACGUUUCCCUCAACUGAAACGCGAGAACAUCGGCAAAUCGCGGGACACCUCCUUCGAACGAAUGAUCAAAAUACGCACCGAGGGCCAGGGCGUAGACUACGUUCUCAACUCCCUAGCCGAAGAAAAACUCCAGGCAUCCGUUCGCUGCCUAGCCAAUGGGGGACACUUUUUUGAAAUCGGAAAAUAUGACAUCUCCAAAAACUCCAAACUAGCGAUGGAACUUUUCCAGAAAGGGAUCACUUUCACUGCUAUAUUUUUGGACCUGCUCUUCAAGGGAACAAUCAAUCAAAAACGGAGACUACACCGGAUGCUUACCAACGACAUUCAGAGGGGCGUAAUCAAACCACUACCGGUCACCAUUUUUCCUGCUCCGGAAAUCGAAAAGGCCUUCCGGUAUCUGGCGGGGGGCAAACACAUGGGCAAAGUGUUGCUGCGGUUGCGAGAACGGGACGACAGCCGGUGCACCCUGCCCCUUACGGUAACAGCUCGUUUGUACUGUUCAUCGGACUGCACUUAUAUCGUUCUAGGUGGGCUGGGUGGUUUCGGGCUGGAGCUCACCGAUUGGCUUGUGCUGCGUGGCUGCCGCAAUGUGAUCCUUUGCUCCAGGAGGGGUAUCAGCGAGCCGUAUCAGGAAUAUCGGAUAAGAACAUGGCAAGACUACGGCGUCAAGGUAGUAGUUUCAACGGAAAACAUUAGCACCGAGUCCGGUUGCCGUUCGCUGAUCACGGAAGCCACCAAACUUGGACCGGUGGCGGGCAUAUUCAACCUGGCAGUCCAGCUACGGGAUGCCAGUUUCGAGAAUCAAACUCCGGAAACGUUUGCCCAAUGUUUGGCACCGAAGGCAACCGCCACAGUGUUGCUGGAUCGCUUGUCCCGGGAGAUGUGUCCCGAAUUGCAGCACUUUGUCGUUUUCUCUAGUGUGUCCUGCGGGCGAGGAAAUGCCGGACAAAGUAACUACGGGAUGGCUAAUUCGGUGAUGGAGCGUGUCGUCGAGCGGAGAAGAGCGGACGGAUUACCGGCAAAGGCCAUUCAGUGGGGAGCGGUUGGAGAUGUAGGAUUGAUAGCUGCGAUGACCGGGGAAAGGGCCGAUUUCUCGAUCGGAGGAACAUUGCAACAACGGAUAGCGUGUUGUUUGCACAAACUCGACCAAUUGUUGACUUGUGAGGAACCAAUCGUUUCCAGCAUGGUUGUGGCGGAGAAAUCUUCUGGAGCAGAUAAAGCUCGGAAUAUUGUAGAAGCCGUUAUGAAUAUCAUGAACAUUCGGGACUUGAAAUCAAUUUCAUUGGACAGCACAUUUGCAGACAUUGGUAUGGACUCGUUGAUGGCCGUUGAAAUCAAGCAAGUUAUGGAGAGGGAUUUCAACAUGAUUCUAUCGCCACAGGAACUGAGAACGCUAACAUUUUUGAAACUCCAGAAAAUAAUGCAGGAAAAAUGUGAGAUGGAGGGAGAAGUGAAUGAAACACAAUCGGAAGGAUUCAUCAUAAUGAUUAAGAAUCUUGGCUGUGAGGCGACUAGUGAGCAUACUGUUUUACGAUUGCCGUCGCUAUCUAGCGAUCUUCUCUAUGAUCAAGCGGUGCUGAUCGUACCAGGAAUAGAAAGCGUUGCUGGUAAUGUUUGGUACUCGAUUGCUUCCAAGAUAAAUGCACCAGUAUUUGUACUACAAACUUUGAAAUAUUACCAGUCUUUGAACUUAGAAAUAAUAGUAAAUUCUGUAAUCGAUGAACUCCUCGAUAAAGUAUUCAAAAAAUUAGAACAAUUUUGUAUAAUAGGAUACUCGUUUGGAGCACUGAUAGCAAUCGAGAUCGUGAAAAGACUAGAAAAGGCCGGAUUUAAGGGUAAGCUGAUCCUGCUCGACGGGUCUCCAAAAUAUCUAACCCAAAUAGCUAAACCGGCGAUCAGUUCCAGUCAAACUGACGAAGAAAUUCAAAUCAGCCUUAUCCAAACGGUUCUCAGUACAAUUGGUCAAAAAACGAAUGCCAUAGGCAAGGGCACCAACUUCAAGCAGAUGAUAGAAGAUUUAAUGAAAUUCCAUCGAAGCGAUUAUGGGUAUUCCAAAAAAUACCUGGAACUAAUGCUAGUAUCUCUUUUCAACAGAAUCAAAAUAGCUUUAUCGCUCAAUUGCCAAAACUAUAAAAAUGUUCUUCACUGUCCAAUAGUUCUAAUGAAACCAUCAAUAGCUUCUGUAUCCAACACCGACCACGAUUACGGCCUAUCGGAGGUUACCAACGCCAUGGUUGUCGUAAAAACCCUUCAAGGAACCCACGCGACUAUGCUAGAAGAUCCCACGCUAGUGGAAGGCAUCAAUCAAGACUUUCUCUAAAUUAAAACUUGAAAAAAAAAAUAGAAAUAUACCUAUGAGCAAAAUAA